Messenger RNA from Colletes gigas, 645 nucleotides. It is a transcript of the gene ave, whose product is annotated as protein aveugle. Gene Ontology annotation, molecular function: protein binding. Bases 274 to 603 code for a protein of 109 amino acids. NCBI's taxonomy places the organism in Eukaryota, Metazoa, Arthropoda, Insecta, Hymenoptera, Colletidae. Gene Ontology annotation, biological process: cell surface receptor protein tyrosine kinase signaling pathway. The transcript is spliced from 3 exons. Gene Ontology annotation, cellular component: cytoplasmic side of plasma membrane. The record is from RefSeq and is a predicted model, not a curated record.
ACGACUCGUGAAUUCUAAAUUGGUAUAUUGGGAGCUUAUGUAUUGAAUUAGGUAGUUUUAUAUCGAUCAAAUAAAACAGAAUUACAGUAAUCGUGAUUUUUUAGAAUUCAUUUAUCUGUGUUUUAAUUUUGCUUUGUACACUUUUACAAUUAAGAAAUUCCAAGUACUCCUUUAAAAAGGAAAGAUCAUGGCAUUAUUUUUUUGACCUAUGUUUGUAUAUUCUUACAAUUCAGUUUUGAUUGCUCUAAUUUGAUAUCUCGGUUUUUGAACAUAAUGGUGGAAGAAGUAGUUAACUCUACUAAUAAACCGAAGAAUAAAACUGCUCGACCUCGUCCAGUUUAUCUGUGGAAUGUGUUAGAUGUACAAAAAUGGUUAAGGAGGCACUGUAGUGAUUAUUACCAAUUGUAUCAUGAAAAAUUUUUAUAUCAUGACAUCACAGGUAGAGUAUUGUUAAGAAUAAAUGAAAAUAUUUUAUUGAGACUCGGAAUUGAUAAUGAGGAACACAGAAUGGAUAUAUGGCGGGAGAUAAUGAAAUUGCAUCUUAAGACUGAUAUGUUAGAAAUUAAAGAUAUUGAACGACGUAAUAAUAUGAAUUUUGAUUAGUACGAUAAAUUUGAGAUCAAAUAUGGGCAAUAAUUUGAACAA